Aspergillus luchuensis is the source of this 1068-nucleotide messenger RNA. RefSeq names its product RPC34 RNA polymerase subunit family protein (gene RPC34). Gene Ontology annotation, biological process: transcription by RNA polymerase III. The coding region runs from base 1 to 1068 and encodes 355 amino acids. The transcript is spliced from 2 exons. Gene Ontology annotation, cellular component: RNA polymerase III complex. Lineage: Eukaryota; Fungi; Ascomycota; Eurotiomycetes; Eurotiales; Aspergillaceae. The record is from RefSeq and is a predicted model, not a curated record.
AUGGCUUCCGCGGGGCCGUCAGGCAGUUCGGUCAACGAACUGGCCUCUCGACUUUACGACGCCUGCGUCAACCAGUUCCCUUCCGAUCAUCUGUUCUAUCAGCAAGAUCUUUUGGGUCUGAACAUUGUCCCCAAGAAUGACCUCGCCCUUCUCUUGAGCUGCGCCCAGUCACUCGUCAACCAGAAGCUCUUUCGGCUUCUCCAGGGCAAAAAUGACCGCUUAGCCUGGAAGAUUAUUUCGCGGGAUGAUGCUGAAAAACUUCGAGACCUAAGCCCCGACGAGAGUUUAGUCUACAAUGUCAUCCAUUCGACAGGACGAUCCGGUAUCUGGGUCCGCGCAAUUGGCAACCGCACCAACCUCCACAAAUCCAUUCUCGAUCGCUGCCUCAAGUCCCUGGAAACGAAAAGCUACAUCAAAAGCGUUCACAAUGUCAAAUUCCCCAGCCGGAAGAUGUACAUGUUGGCGAACCUCGCCCCAAGUGAGGACGUGACUGGAGGAGCCUGGUUUACCGACGGAGUGUUGGACGAGAACUUCAUCAACAGCGUCGCCGGCUUUAUCGAGUACUCCGUGAGCCGGAAAAGUUGGUACGAGGCCCCCUCCUCGGACGGUCCUCGAAACAAACGCAUGAAGACCGCGGACGGAGGUGUAGCUGUCAAGCAAGAAGGCGCUCCAAAGGAAUACCUCCCCUUCCCAGCCGGGUAUCAGGGCUACCCCACCAUACCUCAAUUAACAGCCGCCGUGAACGAGAGUGGCAUCACACCUGUCCGCCUGGGCGAAGAGAGUAUCACGCAGCUCCUGGAGAUGCUCUGCUACGACAACAAGCUAGUAUCCCUGAACAACGGCGAAUUCUACAAAUCCGUCAAGAACCCCGAACAAGUCAAAUCCCAACAGGCGCGCAAGCCCCGGACCGACGACGCAGGCAUCGACGACAGGCUAGUCAAGAACGGCAUGACCGAAGCACCCUGCGGCAACUGUCCGGUUUUCAAGCUCUGCGCUCCCGGCGGAGCUGUCAGUCCCGAGAGCUGUGAAUACUUUGACCCCUGGCUCGAAAAGGCCCUCGGAUUUUGA